AAUGUUUAUGCUUGGAUGAGCCUCAUCAUCGCCUCAGGGCCUGGGAGUUAUGGCAGGACAGCUCUGAGCGCUAAGCUCCGCCUCCGCCCACACCCCCACUACUUAGAUUAUAAACCAGAGCUCCAGCAGGCAAAGAAGGAGAAGAAAACGAGCUGGAUUAUAAGAAAGAGCCUUAGCAGCGAGGAAUCAAACAACAUGGCUUUUAUUGAGAACGAGAGACCCACUGAGAUGUCUGCAGAGAAGAAGGUGAAAAAAAGGAAAAACUGGAACAACAAAAUCCAGUUUCUGCUGAAUAGAAACUCUGAGUCCAGACUGGUCUUGAUAAGAAGAAAACCAUACAGGCCAAGUGCUGAUGACGUGAACCAAUGGGCGCAGUCACUAGACAAACUACUCAGUCAUAAAUAUGGGAAAACGGCCUUCCGUAUCUUUCUGAAGUCAGAGUUCUGCGAGGAGAAUAUUGAGUUUUGGACGGCCUGCGAGGACUUCAAGUUGCUCAAAACACGCAAGGAAAGAGUGGCGAAGGCCAAAAAGAUGUACGAGGAGUUCAUCAAGUCCGAAGCCCCCAAAGAGAUAAACUUGGAUUAUCAAACGAGAGAUGACAUCAUUCAGAGUCUCGAUGACCCCACAACAGCAAGCUUCCUGGCAGCUCAGAAGAAGGUCUACAGCCUGAUGGAGAACAACGCGUACCCCAGGUUUAUCCACUCCGACCUCUACAAGGAACUGUUUGCAGCUGCAAGUGCAAAGGAAAAGCACAUCAAGUCCUAGUCAACCCCCGCCCACCACCACCUCCUGAAGUCAUUUGUUUACUGCUGUGAAGCUGAUGGGGAAUGGUGUUCACUUCAUGCCCCGGCUCAGGGUAACAGGCCUGAAUGCAAAUGGCAAAACACAUGCAGCAGAGAAAAAGGUGGAGAACUGAAUGAUGAAGCCCCGAGCUGAGAGAGGGAGCUGGCUGCCAUGUGGCGCUGCAUCAGGUCAUCGACACCGGACCAAGGCGACAUUUCAUCACAUUUUCAUUGGCACGUUUUGUACCAUUAGAAUUGAAAGUAUUUUGCAGAGGCACACCUUCAAAUCAUGAUAAUGUACCUUUUUUUUUUCCACAUAAAAAAUGCACAAGUUGAGUGUUCAUCUAAAGCCGACAGUAAUGCUGAAUGUAUUUUUUUGUUUUUAUUUUUUUUGUCAUACACUUCCUGUAUAGUUGUGUUU
Messenger RNA from Oryzias melastigma (Indian medaka), 1203 nucleotides. RefSeq names its product regulator of G-protein signaling 21. The coding region runs from base 16 to 765 and encodes 249 amino acids. The record is from RefSeq and is a predicted model, not a curated record. NCBI's taxonomy places the organism in Eukaryota, Metazoa, Chordata, Actinopteri, Beloniformes, Adrianichthyidae. The transcript has 5 exons.